AGCAGGUCAGAACAGGAAAGUGCAAUACAUAACUUUAGCAAGCAGUAUGUACAACAACAGAAGAAAAUGGCUGUACCAAGAGUUUAUAUAUCUCAAAAACUGCUGAUGCUUUAUGAAAAAGUAAAAUGCAGUGGCCUCAUUUUUAUAGUCUUGCCUUUGCAUGCAAAGAAAGCCCAGGAACUGCAUAUAUUCCUAUUUGGGGGGUCAUGGUUUUCCAGGUAAAAACUCAUCACAAGCAAAGUAUGCAGUGGAGAAGCGGAUUUAUGUGGUGAUCCAGGAAGGCCUCGUGGACGGACUGAUGACGGUGGCAGCUGGGCCUGAGAGGUCAGAGACUUGGCUGCUGGAGGAGGAAGAAGCCUCGUUGGCUUAGCUCAUUUUCAGGAACUUCCUUCCUCAUCCUAUAAGUGAGGUUGGUCCUAGCUUUACUGACAAAUGCCCUUGUGAAAGAUGAAAGACAAAAAGAUGAGAAGGUGAAGAUGCAGAAGAAGAGAUGAGGGCAGACCGAAGUUAUGCAGCCACCAGAAGGCAAGACAGGUUUCAGCGUGGCACAGAAGCCAUUUGGAGCCACAUAUGUGUGGAGCAGCAUCAUAAACACUCUGCAAACGCAAGUGGAGGUCAAAAGGCGGAGGCAUCACUUAAAACGCCACAACGACUGCUUCGUGGGCUCGGAAGCUGUGGAUGUCAUUUAUUCGCAUCUCAUUCAGAAUAAGUACUUCGGUGACGUCGAUAUUCCCCGGGCCAAAGUGGUGAGAGUGUGUCAAGCACUGAUGGACUAUAAAGUAUUCGAAGCAGUUCCAACCAGAGUCUUUGGCAAAGACAAAAAACCUACAUUUGAAGAUAGUAGUUGCAGCUUGUAUAGAUUCACAACAGUCCCUAACCAACACAAUCAGUUAGGCAAAGAGAACAAACUACAUCCACCUUCCAGGUACUCGGAUACACUGUAUAAGUCAUCUGAUAUCAAAUCGGACAGUUUGGAAGAUCUGUGGGAAAAUCUGAGUUUAAAGCCUGCUAACUCCGCUCAUGUAAAUAUCUCUGCAACCCUGUCUCCACAAGUUAUUAAUGAAGUAUGGCAAGAAGAAACAAUCGGGCGUCUGCUGCAGCUCAUAGACCUUCCACUUCUUGACUCCUUACUCAGACAGAAGGAAGUUGUAUCUAAAGUUCCUCAGCCCCAGAGGCAGCCUGACGUGAUCAACAGCAGUAACUACCUGGAUCGCGGGAUUCUCAAGGCCUAUAGUGACUCUCAAGACGACGAGUGGCUGUCUGCUGCUAUUGACUGCCUGGAGUACCUUCCCGACCCGAUGGUGGUGGCCAUAAGCAGAGGCUUCCCCGAGCAGCCCGGAAGGACAGACCUGGUGAAGGAGCUCCUGUUCGAUGCCAUUGGCAAGUACUACAGCAGCAGGGAGCCGCUCCUGAAUCACUUAUGUGACGUUCAUAAUGGGAUUGCAGAACUCUUAGUAAAUGGGAAGACUGAAAUAGCGUUAGAAGCUACACAGCUCUUUCUGAAGCUUUUGGAUUCCCAAAAUAGAGAAGAAUUUAGACGACUCCUGUAUUUCAUGGCUGUUGCAGCACACCCUUCGGAAUUUAAGUUACAGAAAGAAAGUGACAAUCGAAUGGUUGUGAAAAGGAUAUUCUCUAAAGCUAUUGUUGACAAUAAAAACUUAUCCAAAGGCAAAACUGAUCUUCUAGUACUCUUUUUAAUGGAUCAUCAGAAAGAUGUUUUUAAGAUUCCCGGAACCCUACAUAAAAUUGUUAGUGUUAAGCUGAUGGCAAUACAAGAAGGAAAAGACCCAAAUAAAGACACAGGUUAUAUUUACUGCCAGAGAAUUGAUCCAAGUGACUAUUCCAGCAGCAUACAGAAGAAAACCAAAGAUGAACUGUUGAAUUUACUAAAAGCUAUUGAUGAAGAUUCCAAACUAUCUGCCAAAGAAAAGAAGAAACUGCUAAGUCAGUUCUAUAAGUGUCAUCCAAAUGUCUUUAAUGAGUAUUUUGGAGACUGACUUUCUAUUGUCUGUAUAUAAGUUGUGUAUUUUAAGAAUAAAUUAUGUAUCCUAAAGAUCCAAUCACAUUUGUAAGUUUUGAAGUUCUAAAAAUGAAACUGUACUUAAUAAAACUUUUUUUUAAAUAAAA
Cavia porcellus (domestic guinea pig) is the source of this 2127-nucleotide messenger RNA. RefSeq names its product DEP domain containing 7 (gene Depdc7). The record is from RefSeq and is a predicted model, not a curated record. The transcript has 10 exons. NCBI's taxonomy places the organism in Eukaryota, Metazoa, Chordata, Mammalia, Rodentia, Caviidae. Bases 510 to 1997 code for a protein of 495 amino acids. Gene Ontology annotation, biological process: intracellular signal transduction.